Molecule: messenger RNA, 629 nt
Organism: Quercus robur (English oak)
Lineage: Eukaryota; Viridiplantae; Streptophyta; Magnoliopsida; Fagales; Fagaceae
Product: vacuolar-sorting protein BRO1-like
Exons: 1
Coding region: 30-470 (146 amino acids)
Biological process (GO): protein transport to vacuole involved in ubiquitin-dependent protein catabolic process via the multivesicular body sorting pathway
Cellular component (GO): endosome
Source: RefSeq, a predicted model, not a curated record
CACGGUUGAGGAGUGCGGUUAGUGCUAUAAUGGAGUCAAAGAAAUCUGCAAAGGGGGCUCCAGCACAACUUCUAGAUGCAAUUAGCAAGUUAGAGGUCAAUAUUAAUCAGAACCUAGAGACGACCAUGAAAGAGAAUGACAGAGUUUACCUCAUGAGGGUUCCUUCCCCCAGUUCCCUACCACCUCUUCCAGCAUUCUCCAUGGUUAAGUCAAUGGUAAUGAGUGAGGUAUUGGAUGCGAGCAAGGAGAAGAUUUUUGCAAGCCUUGUUCCUGACAGCAGUGCAAAGGCACUUUCUAGGUAUACUGAAAUGGUUGAUGAUGUUAUCAGAACACAAGCUGAAAAAUUACAACAAGCCAGUGAGUUAACCCGAGUAAGGCUCAAAGAGAUGGACCUUCCUGAUUCCAUUCUAGCUUUAGAAGGGAAUUUCACUCUCCCAAUGGAGCUCAAAGAAGAUGUGGAGGCAGUGUAGAUAAGUGGGGGCCCUGCUGGCUUGGAAGUAGAGUUACAGUAACUUAGGGAUCUGAGGAGGGUUAACCAGGAAAUGCUGGUCCAGAUAGAUGAGCUUUUGCAGAAAGAGGCAAGAGAAGAUGCUCAAUUUAGAGGCCAAUUUGGAACAUGGUGGACUAGA